CGCCCCGGGCUGUCGCUGACUGGUGUUACAGCCUUUUUCAGCUCGCUCGACUGAUGAAAAAUAAUAAAGCCUUCUCUCUUUUUGCCUGUUACCACGUUUCUGUGUUUGCUAGGGAGUCCGUGCAGCUGUGCUGAACGUUGAGCCUGGUGCCGCAGCCUGCUCCGCUUUGUGCAGCCAUAGGAGGCCCUGGCCUUAGGAUACCAGAGGCAGAGAUCUGAGCGCCUGGUUCAGCGCUUUCUGCAGCGAAUUGAGUUUCUUUGUGCUGUGUGUGAGCCCUGCAUUGCUGAUUCAUAUGAUGGACCUCACUCUGUAAAAACAGAGUGAAUUUGCUUCUGAUGGAUUUCAGCUUGGCUACUUUCUCCCUGCAUAAAGUCUUGAGAAUUGCUUAGCCUCUUACUGCCAGAUGAAGCACAAACCACCGUGUCUGACAGCUGUCUGGGACCAAACCCUGAACACAAGCUUAUGCUCUAAGGUGUAGGGGCUGCAUGCUGUUGUGAAAGCACCUGCAGGAGUCUGGAGCAAUGCCACCACCUUCAGACAUUGUGAAAGUAGCUGUAGAGUGGCCAGGCGCCAAUGCCCAGCUGCUGGAAAUAGAUCAGAAAAGGCCUCUUGCAUCCAUCAUCAAGGAGGUCUGUGAUGGGUGGUCACUGCCAAACCCUGAAUACUACACAUUACGGUAUGCCGAUGGUCCUCAACUGUACAUCACAGAGCAGACUCGCUGUGACAUCAAGAAUGGAACGAUUCUGCAGCUGGCAGUCUCCCCAUCUAGGGCAGCUCGCCAGCUAAUGGAGAGGAUCCAGUCACACAGUAUGGAAGUCCGACUCGAUGCCAUGAAGGAACUGGCUAAACUUUCAGCAGAUGUGACCUUUGCCACAGAGUUCAUCAACAUGGAAGGGAUUACAGUGCUGACACGGCUUGUGGAGAGUGGGACCAAGCUUCUGUCCCAUUACAGUGAGAUGUUGGCUUUCACCUUGACUGCCUUCUUGGAGCUCAUGGACCAUGGUAUCGUCUCCUGGGACAUGGUCUCAAUAACCUUCAUUAAACAGAUUGCAGGAUAUGUCAGUCAGCCUAUGGUAGAUGUCUCCAUCCUCCAACGAUCCCUAGCCAUUCUAGAAAGUAUGGUGUUGAACAGUCAGACUCUGUAUCAGAAGAUAGCAGAAGAGAUCACUGUGGGGCAGCUCAUUUCUCAUCUGCAAGUCUCAAACCAAGAGAUUCAGACAUAUGCCAUUGCCCUGAUCAAUGCCCUCUUCCUGAAGGCACCUGAGGACAAGAGACAGGACAAGCUGCUUAACCCGCUAGACCUGCCCAUCACUGAAAUGGCUAAUUCAUUUGCCCAGAAGCACCUGAGAUCUAUCAUCCUGAAUCAUGUGAUCAGAGGAAACCGCCCAAUUAAAACAGAAAUGGCUCAUCAGCUGUAUGUGCUGCAGGUCCUGACAUUUAAUCUUCUGGAGGAGAGAAUGAUGACCAAGAUGGAUCCCAAUGAUCAGGCACAGAGAGACAUCAUAUUUGAGUUGAGAAGAAUUGCAUUUGAUGCAGAGUCUGACAGCAACACCAUCCCUGGCGGUGGAACAGAAAAACGCAAAGCCAUGUAUACCAAGGACUACAAGAUGCUGGGAUUCACUAAUCACAUCAAUCCAGCUAUGGAUUUUACUCAGACUCCUCCAGGGAUGCUGGCAUUGGAUAACAUGCUGUACUUGGCCAAGUUUCAUCAGGACACCUAUAUCAGGAUCGUUCUGGAGAACAGCAGUCGAGAAGAUAAGCAUGAGUGUCCCUUUGGACGCAGUGCCAUUGAGCUUACCAGGAUGCUGUGUGAGAUCCUACAAGUUGGAGAACUCCCUAAUGAAGGCCGGAAUGACUAUCACCCCAUGUUUUUCACUCACGACCGUGCAUUUGAGGAGUUGUUUGCCAUUUGCAUCCAGCUGUUGAACAAGACCUGGAAAGAAAUGAGAGCAACAGCAGAAGAUUUUAACAAGGUUAUGCAGGUUGUAAGGGAACAGAUCACACGGGCUCUCCCCUCCAAACCCAACUCUUUGGACCAGUUCAAGAGCAAACUGCGCAGCCUGAGCUAUUCUGAGAUUCUGCGACUACGCCAGUCUGAGAGAAUGAGCCAGGAUGACUUCCAGUCACCACCUAUUGUGGAGCUAAGAGAGAAAAUCCAGCCUGAGAUCUUGGAGCUGAUAAAGCAACAGCGCCUGAACAGGCUCUGUGAGGGAAGCAGCUUUCGAAAAAUUGGAAAUCGCAGAAGACAAGAAAGAUUUUGGUAUUGUCGCCUUGCUCUGAACCACAAAGUGCUACACUAUGGAGAUCUGGAAGAUAAUGCCCAGGGGGAAGUGACCUUUGAAUCACUGCAGGAAAAAAUUCCAGUUGCAGAUAUCAAAGCCAUUGUCACAGGGAAGGAUUGUCCACACAUGAAGGAGAAAAGUGCACUGAAACAGAACAAGGAAGUGUUAGAAUUGGCCUUCUCGAUUCUAUAUGACCCAGAUGAGACCUUAAACUUCAUCGCACCUAAUAAGUAUGAGUACUGUAUCUGGAUCGAUGGGCUUAACGCUCUCUUGGGGAAGGACAUGUCCAGCGAGCUGACAAGGAGCGACCUGGACACGCUGCUGAGCAUGGAGAUGAAGCUGCGGUUGCUGGACUUGGAGAACAUCCAGAUCCCCGAGGCGCCGCCGCCCAUCCCCAAGGAGCCGAUGCGUCAGCUCCGCGGCAAGAGAUCGGCUACCACGCUGGAUGAGAAGAUCGAGAAAGUGAGGCAGAAAAGGAAGAUUCAGGAAAAAGAAGCUAAGCAAGCAAAAGUGAAAGAUGGCGAUGCAGGAACUGAGGAUAAUCAGUCCGAAAAGAGGGAAUGUGAGGACUUUGGUAGAGAGGAAGAAGAGGACAACGAGUCCCAGUACUCGUUGGAUGAUGAAACUAUCUUCACAAAAGCAGAUACAAUUAAAGUGAAGGAAAGGAAGAGAUCAAAAAAAGGAGGACAAAAAGAAGCAGAAAGCUUUUUUGAAGAUGCCUCUCAAUAUGAUGAUAGCUUGUCAUUCCAGGACAUGAAUCUUUCCCGACCUUUGCUUAAGGCAAUCACAGCUCUUGGUUUCAAGCAGCCAACUCCAAUUCAGAAGGCUUGUAUCCCAGUGGGUCUUCUGGGGAAGGAUAUUUGUGCUUGUGCUGCUACUGGGACAGGCAAAACAGCUGCUUUCAUCUUGCCUGUGCUUGAGCGCCUGAUUUACAAACCUCGUCAGGCCCCAAUAACGAGGGUACUGGUUCUUGUGCCAACACGAGAACUGGGUAUUCAAGUGCAUUCUGUCACAAAACAGCUGGCACAGUUCAGCAGUGUCACAAGCUGCCUUGCUGUAGGUGGCCUAGAUGUGAAGACUCAGGAAGCAGCUCUGCGCUCUGGGCCGGACAUUCUUAUUGCGACUCCUGGGCGACUAAUUGAUCAUCUCCACAACUGUCCCUCUUUCCACCUGAGCAGUGUAGAAGUGCUCAUUUUGGAUGAAGCAGACAGGAUGCUGGAUGAGUACUUUGAGGAACAGAUGAAGGAAAUAAUCAGGUUAUGUUCCAAGCACCGGCAGACAAUGCUUUUCUCUGCCACAAUGACAGAGGAGGUGAAAGAUUUGGCUUCUGUUUCCCUGAAGAAUCCCACCCGAAUUUUUGUGAACAGCAACACAGAUGUUGCCCCUUUCCUGAGGCAGGAAUUCAUCCGGAUCAGACCCAACCGAGAGGGAGACCGUGAGGCCAUUGUGUCAGCUCUGCUGACACGGACCUUCCCGGAUCACGUGAUGCUUUUCACCCAGACAAAGAAGCAAGCUCAUCGUAUGCACAUCCUGCUUGGGUUGAUGGGUCUGCGGGUUGGGGAGCUUCAUGGGAACCUCUCCCAGGCACAGCGACUGGAAGCACUCAGGCGUUUUAAGGAUGAGCAGAUUGAUAUUCUGGUAGCUACAGAUGUGGCUGCGCGAGGACUUGACAUAGAAGGUGUUAAAACAGUAAUCAAUUUUACCAUGCCCAACACCACCAAACACUAUGUUCAUCGAGUGGGUCGAACAGCAAGAGCAGGUAGGGCUGGUCGCUCAGUUUCACUCGUGGGUGAGGAAGAGCGGAAGAUGCUUAAGGAGAUUGUGAAGUCUGCCAAAACACCAGUGAAAGCCAGAAUUCUCCCUCAAGAUGUCAUAUUGAAAUUCCGAGAAAAGAUUGAGAAUCUGGAAAAAGAUGUGUAUGCAGUUCUGUGCUUGGAGCGUGAGGAACGUGAAAUGCAGCAGUCAGAGGCCCAGAUCAAUAAGGCAAAGAAGCAGUUGGAGGAAGGAAAACAGGAGACUGCAACCAAGGGCGUAGAGCGGAGCUGGUUCCAGACCCGUGAGGAGAGGAAGAAAGAAAAAUUGGCUAAAGCACUGCAGGAGUUUGACCUAGCAUUACGAGAAAAAAAAAGGAAGAAAUUUAUGCAGGACACACAGAGAAAAGUCCAAAUGACACCAGAGGAGAGGUCACAGUUUGAAAUCUUGAAAUCUCAAAUGUAUGCUGAGCGGCUGGCAAAAAGAAAUCGGCGACUGAAGCGGGCCCGAGCUUUGCCAGAAGAGGAACCAGCAACAGCACCAAAAGGCCCCAAGCAGAAGAAAAAGGUGUCUGUGUUUGAUGAAGAGCUUACCAACACAAGCAGGAAGGCUCUGAAGCAGUAUCGUGCAGGUCUGUCAUUUGAGGAUCGGAAACGCUUGGGCAUGGCGCAACGAAGGAAAGGAGGAAACUUUAAGUCCAAGUCCAGGUACAAGAGGAAAUAAGAAUUGUUUUACCAAGUGGGGAAUCCGGGCUAUCUGGACACUUCAGACUUCUUUCCAGGGCCUGGAUUUCUUCACACGGGGAGGACCUGAAUAGAUCUUCAUCAAGUCUCAGAAUAGCUUUGGAUUGUUCAUUUAUAGCUGGUUGAACACUAUGUGAAAAUAUUUUCAGCCAAUAUAAUAAAUUUUCUAAAAAAA
This is a messenger RNA of Meleagris gallopavo (turkey), 4952 nucleotides long. The record is from RefSeq and is a predicted model, not a curated record. Lineage: Eukaryota; Metazoa; Chordata; Aves; Galliformes; Phasianidae.